AUGAACACUUCUACUGAAUUAACAUUCAAUAUUGUUACUCUCGGAGCUAAGCCCGAUGAAAAGACUGAUGCCUUGCCUGUGCUUCAAACGACAUGGGCUAAGGCCUGUGACUCAUCUAAACCAGCCAUUAUUUACGUUCCCGAGGAUAUAUUCUUCGUUCGAAGUGCGAGAUUUAAUGGACCUUGUAAGAACAAUGCUAUUACUGUUCUCAUUGAUGGAACUCUUGUGGCUUCCUCGGACAUUCAAGUUUUAGCUGAAUCUAGUUCUUGGAUUUUGUUUAAUCAUAUAAAUGGUCUUUUCAUUAGUGGUGGUCUUAUUGAUGGACAAGGAACUGCCUUAUGGAAUUACAAACACCCAGGGAAGAGUUGCCCCAUCUGA
Messenger RNA from Cucurbita maxima (winter squash), 378 nucleotides. Its product is annotated as polygalacturonase-like. Gene Ontology annotation, molecular function: polygalacturonase activity. The record is from RefSeq and is a predicted model, not a curated record. Gene Ontology annotation, biological process: carbohydrate metabolic process. NCBI's taxonomy places the organism in Eukaryota, Viridiplantae, Streptophyta, Magnoliopsida, Cucurbitales, Cucurbitaceae. The transcript is spliced from 2 exons. Bases 1 to 378 code for a protein of 125 amino acids.